UAUUAAGACUGGCCGCAUCCCCGCCGCCUCCCCGCAACCACCGGUCCCGCCGCUCCCGCCGCGACCUCACCAAAAUGCCGUCUCAAAUGGAACACGCCAUGGAAACCAUGAUGUUCACGUUUCACAAAUUCGCUGGGGAUAAAGGCUACUUGACGAAGGAGGACCUACGAGUACUCAUGGAAAAGGAGUUCCCUGGGUUUUUGGAAAAUCAAAAAGACCCUCUGGCUGUAGACAAAAUAACGAAGGACCUGGACCAGUGCCGAGACGGCAGAGUGGGCUUCCAGAGCUUCUUCUCGCUAAUUGCUGGGCUCACCAUCGCAUGCAAUGACUAUUUCGUAGUACACACGAAGCAGAAGGGGAGGAAGUGAGCAGUCGCUUUGUCCUGAUAAGAGUUCUCCCAAUGGGUCCCUUAAGGAAG
This is a messenger RNA of Pipistrellus kuhlii (Kuhl's pipistrelle), 418 nucleotides long. RefSeq names its product protein S100-A10-like. NCBI's taxonomy places the organism in Eukaryota, Metazoa, Chordata, Mammalia, Chiroptera, Vespertilionidae. Bases 75 to 368 code for a protein of 97 amino acids. The record is from RefSeq and is a predicted model, not a curated record. The transcript has a single exon. Gene Ontology annotation, cellular component: cytoplasm.